Thermothielavioides terrestris NRRL 8126 is the source of this 3182-nucleotide messenger RNA. RefSeq lists its product as uncharacterized. The record is from RefSeq and is a predicted model, not a curated record. Lineage: Eukaryota; Fungi; Ascomycota; Sordariomycetes; Sordariales; Chaetomiaceae. The transcript is spliced from 2 exons. The coding region runs from base 155 to 3145 and encodes 996 amino acids.
ACUGCGCACCGCAGGACCCCCGCCGGACUGAGGAGACAGACGGCCGCUGUCAGCACAGGCAGGACCGACCGUCUUCUGGGCCGUCUCAUUUCCUCACUUCGCUUCUAUUUCGCGAGACGCACAAGCGGGGAUCCAGACCGUGUCCGGCGCAAUAAUGCCGUCCAAAAUCCAUUGGGCUGGCAAGAACAACCGCUCUCAGCACAAUCUGGUUGCGUCGACGACGGGUGCCGAGGAUUCAGCAGCCGGUGGUUCUGGUGCUGGUGCUGGUGCUGGCGCAUCGACCCCCCCGGGUGCGGGCGUGGGUGGUGCAGCGGGUGCUGCAAACCCCUCCUCAGCCUCGCCCAACCUGGCCUUCAGCUCCAGCGAAUCCUUUCAGCCCGACCUCGCACAGCAACAGCAACAACAACCCCCUCCACCGCCGCCACAUCUCGUAAAUAUCUACGGCACUGCUUCCGCUCCUGGCGGGCCCAAUCCUGCUGCCCUGCCGCCACAGUUGCAGCAUUCCAACAGCGUGUCGGCCGUCUUCGACUCACGCCAGCAGCAGCAACAGCUACGGCGAGAGCACGAUUUGGCCGACCAAGUGACGCGAUCCCAAUCGCACUCGCAUCGCUACACCACCCAGCCCUCCCCCACCUCAACCCAACUGCACCUCCAGCAGCAGCAGCAGCAACAGCAGCAGCAGCAGCAACGCCUCCAGCACCCGCACCAGACACAAUUCCCACCGGGUUCUCUCUCCGCGGAGGACCUCUCGGCCCCCGGCGCAGCCCCUCAGAAUAUUGGGUCACCCAUCCUCGGCGGCGCCCAGCCCGUCUUUGCCCACCAUCAGCAGCAGGCCCAAGCGCAGCCUCCAAAACCUAAGCAGUCCACCCGGAAGCUGAUCAAAAACAUCCUCAACCCUCGAGGCCAGGACUUUGCAUCCCCGCCGGCCCAGCAGAACCCGUACGGCUCCGGCCCCAGCCCCGCCCGCAGGAACUCGAAGCGCGUGAGCCUCCCGCCGCCAUAUCCCCCAGCCCUCCGCACCGGUCCCUCGCAGGUCUCGCUGGACCAGCAGCAGCAACUCGACUGGCAGAACCAGCCCGCUCCUAGCCAGCCGUCCCCGCUCCAAGGUGUAGGAGACUUCCGCGAGUCGUAUGUAAUCGUUGACGGUUCUGACCAAGGGUUGCGCCUGCAGGGUUCCCAGGACAUCCAGCAUCCCACCAUCCGGCCCGUCCCUCCUUCGGACGCAGAGACGUCGCCCUACCCGGUGGAGGAUUCUGGAUACCGUCAGCACCGGACCCACAGUCACACCCACAGCCAGGUACCCCCGGAACUGCAGCAUCAGCCUUACGGCCAGCCCGUCUUUGAAGCCUCCUCACAUCAGCAGCAGUACCAAUUUGCAGGCCAGCAGCAGGCCCAGGCACAGCACCAGGGCGGCAACCAGCAGGUCUUCUCGGGCCACCUUGCCACUCCACAGCAGCAAAACGCCGAGACGGUGUCGCAGCUGUCGUACGACUCUCCCGCCACGGACUCGGACCAGCGUUCUGCCACCAACAUACCGCCGGGACAAGCAGCGCAGACGCCGCCGGCCAUCCUCUACCCGGCUCCGACACAGGAUCUUCCUGGCGGCCGGCAGCAGAACGCACCGAGUGCCCAAUCUCAGGCCCCUCAGCAGCAGCAAGACAUGACCCCACCGACCGGCGGGCCGCCUCCGCGGAGAUCGCAGGAAGCAGAGAAGAUGCGCGACCAACAGGUGCAACCACCGCCCGGGCCGCCGCCCAAUUACCGGCAAAGCCAGCCGCCCAACAUGAACGCGCUGCCACAGCCUCCGAAUGCCGGAGUCCCGAACCCCAACUUCCGCGCGAGUAACGUGCCGGAGAGACAACAGCAGCAGCAGCAACAGCAGCAACAGCAGCAGCAGCAGCAAUUCGAGGGCCAGGGAGAGAUGGUGCAGGGGCGCAAUAGCCCGCAGCCUCCGCCCAACGACCGUGGCGCUGAGGACCUUGAUAAGCAAUUUAAGGAUCUUUUGACCAAAUACAAGAACGUCAAGCGGCUCUAUUUUGACGGCAAGAAGGAGAUCGAACAGCUAAACGCCCAGGUGGAGCAGCUCCAAAACGCCAUCGCCAACCAGCGCAUGUCUCAGAGCCGGACGUCGCUCGACGACAACGAGUAUACCACGAGGUUCAACCGGCUCAACGGCGCGAUUAACAACCUAUCCUUCAAUAUUCGCAAGGAUUGGGUGUCGGUGCCGCCGUGGCUUGUCCCGUUUGUGAGCGCGGACGCGCUGAAAACGGGCAAGCAAGAGAUGACGGCGGUCGGCCGGGCGGUAAUCACGCGCUGGAUCGUCGAAGAGAUCUUUAACCGCUGCUUCCACCCGGGCCUCGACCCGGAGCUCAGCCGGCAGCUGAAGGUAAUUGAGCAUAACAUUAGGCACUUUAGCUAUACGAUGAACAGCCAGGAGGAGUACGACGCCCUGACGAGCAAGGUGGUCAGCUGGCGCAUGGCGACGCUUGAGGGCCUGCAGGACGUGCUCCGCUCCGGCGAGAGCGUCAACUACCGCAACGACUUUACGCGCCGCGCCACUAGCAACCUCACGGCCUGUCUUUUCCAGCACCUGACCGACCCGCCACCCCCCGGCGUCGACGGCAGCGCUAGCAUGAUUGUCGAACUCGCCGUCGGCAUCGCGAGUAACCUGCCGCUCGAAAGCCGCGACGUGGCCAUCAUCUACCCGCUGCCGGAGCAGCCGAUCCAGCCGGAGCUGAUGGAGGUGGAGAAGACGGGCCUCCCGCCGCUGGAGAACCGGCCGUCGGACUCGAGCGAGGAGGGCGCCGGCGCCGGAGAUGACGGCAGCGGCGGAGCUGGUGGUGCAGGAGCAGGGGGAGGAGCAGGAGGCGGUGGGAAAGAGGGAGGAGGACCUGCCGGCAAGGACGGCGGCGGCAAAGACCGGCGCGGCGACAAGAUGAGAACGGGUAUGUUGAGCGCUUUGGCGGGCGGCGGUGGCGGUAGCGCGCCCGGCAGCAGGAAAGGAAGUAUUGCUGACGGCGGCGCCACACAAGCAGCUCCCCCACCCCCCAAGGAUCCUGGCAAGGUGCGCUUUGCGGGAUUCGUCGCCGUCGAGGUCCGCGGCAGGCAGGUGCUGGUCAAGGCGCCGGUGUGGACGCUCGGGUGAGGAAGUGUUGGGUGGUUCAGGAUGUCCGGCACAGGGU